AUGCAGGUGUUGUUCGUGCUCAUCGCGUACUGGUUUGGCGGCCUGAACCGCAACGCGGCCGACUUCUUUGCCAACCUGGGCACCAUGAUCCUGGUGGUGAUGGUGGCUGAGGCCUGGGGCCUGCUGCUGGGCGGCAUCUUCAUGCAGCCAAAGAAGGCCCAGACCGCCACGACGGUCAUCAUGCUGACGUUCCUGCUGGUGGGUGGCUACUACGCGCGCUCCAUCCCGGUCUUCAUCAGCUGGGUGCGCUACAUCUCGUUCCUCUACUGGGGCUUCAACAUUCUCACCAAGAUCCAGUUCAGGCGCUACGAGAUCUUUGAUUGCGGCGGCGAGGUCACCUCCUCCUCCAGCCGCGGCUACACCCCAGACGACCUCCGCGCCAUCCCCGGGUGCUCGCCCAUUGCCGACGUGCAGACGACCCUGGGCCUGCCUGCCGACCCCCAAGCACCCGCCUGGCCGGACGCCGUUAUACUGAUCGCCAUGCUGGUGGUGCUGCGCCUGGCGAUCUACUACACACUCAAGGUCAAGACCCGCACCCGCAAGCUGCUCAUGGCUUGA
This is a messenger RNA of Monoraphidium neglectum, 558 nucleotides long. RefSeq lists its product as hypothetical. Gene Ontology annotation, molecular function: ABC-type transporter activity. Bases 1 to 558 code for a protein of 185 amino acids. NCBI's taxonomy places the organism in Eukaryota, Viridiplantae, Chlorophyta, Chlorophyceae, Sphaeropleales, Selenastraceae. The record is from RefSeq and is a predicted model, not a curated record. The transcript has 6 exons. Gene Ontology annotation, cellular component: membrane.